Molecule: messenger RNA, 2163 nt
Organism: Priapulus caudatus
Lineage: Eukaryota; Metazoa; Priapulida; Priapulimorpha; Priapulimorphida; Priapulidae
Product: monocarboxylate transporter 12-like
Exons: 4
Biological process (GO): transmembrane transport; monocarboxylic acid transport
Molecular function (GO): monocarboxylic acid transmembrane transporter activity
Source: RefSeq, a predicted model, not a curated record
CCAUUUGUGUUGGACGGUGAUUGUGUUGCCACUUGAAAUCGGUCCCCUGUCAAGCCGUCUUAGCCACAAGAUAGGCUGUCGAUGGACUGUGAUACUGGGAGGAGCUUUGUCUGGAGCCGGCUAUACGCUCAGCUACUUUGGGAACAGCCUUAACUACCUGCUAGUGACGUACGGAUGUGUGUCUGGUAUCGGCUGCGGGCUCGUGUACACGCCCGUCGUCGCUGUCAUCAGUCACUUCUUCACGAGACGGCGGCAGUUUGCUACGGCCGUCGCCGUGUCGGGUGCCGGCAUCGGCAACCUGUGCUUCCCUCCACUACUGCAGCAUCUAGUAGACAUGUACGGCUGGCGGGGAGCCAUGCUAGUCUGCGGCAGCCUCGCUCUCAACAUGUGCAUAUGUGGCGCCCUCCUGCGGCCGUCGCCGCCGCACGCCUCGCCGACGAACAGUACGUGCGACAGCAAACUCGUCGACGCGUCCGCAGAGCCACCUGUCGAGAACCGUCGCGACGACGCGACGACGCGUCUGCGGCGCACGGCGACGCGACUGCAGCGCACCCUGCUGGGCGCCCACGGCGCGGAGUUGCUGAGCGACGUCCGUCUGCUCGUGCUGCUGCUCGACAACAUGCUGUUUAUCGGCUCCAUGAUGGUCGUCAUCAUCAUGCUGAACGACUACGUCACCUACUGCGGCAUCUCCCCUGACGACAGCACCUACAUUCUCUCCAUCUUCGGCGUGUUUAACAUGAGCGGUCGUCUGCUAGCCGGCGUCGUCACACUGCACCGACACAUCGACAGCAUGACGACGUUUUGCUUCAGCAUGGCCGCCAUGGGAGCGAUAUCAAUGGCGAUCGCGCCGACGCGACACUACGCCGGCUUCGCUAUCGUCGCUGCGGCGUUCGGGUCGGCGUACGGCAUGGGUACGUCGGCCAUGCCGUCAGCGUUAGCUGACAUGUUCGGUACAGAGAAGCUGCUGCAUUCGUUUGGCUUCAUCAACUUUGCGUCCGGCUUGGGAGGAGUCGUAGCAGCGCCCCUAGCGGGCUGGCUGUACGACGUGACGAAGAGUUACUACGUCAUGUUCACGUUUGGAGGAUGUCUGAGUUUGUUCGGCAGCUUCAUCAUGGCCGCCAUGCUACACUGGCAGCACUAUCGCGGAUGCUGCUGCAGGCCGAGCGUACGCGACGCUACUCAUCCCUCCAAGACGAUCGUACCAAAAUAUUGUGCCAACGAUAUCGUAAAGGCUCCGGCCGAAUUGCAGGUUAUUUUGACGGAGUAGAGAUCCCUCUUAAUAGAAAACACGGGGGUAAAGCACGUCGUAGAUUUUUCACUUUGUUGCGUGACACGGUUCGGUGACAAUAGCAUGCGAGGCGUGCAACGUUACGAAAGAACUGUCGCAACCAGUCAUAUCAUGACCACAUCAUCUAUGCAAUUACAUUCAGAACUAUUGCCUUGGUAUGCUCGUGCUAGCAUACUAUUCUAACAACUUUUGUAUAAUCGCUGAUUUCGAGUGUGGAACUGUUUUAGGUUCUCAUAGUAUCUCAGGUAAAGUGUAUGCAUCAGCACACAUUCCUAUAGCAUUUAAUUAUACUGACGCAGGAAAUAUAUUUAUUUAGAAAUUUACAGAGUAGCUUACCCAGUAGUUUAAUUACGAUAACUAUAUACCUGUGAUUACGAUUCCUGUGAUCAUUACAGAUUAUAUUAAUCUAUUGCUAGUAAUCUAUUUACAGAUUAUAUUAAUCUAUUGCUAGUAAUCUAUUUACAGAUUAUAUUAAUCUAUUGCUAGUAAUCUAUUACGACUAUAAUCAGGAGCGGAUCUAGCUUUCAGGAGACGGGGGAGGGGUGAUAUUUGAGUGAAGGCGAGCCGAAGGCACGCGGUGAUAGGGUGGUCCGGGGGCAUACACCCGCCCCCCGUGUAGUUACAGGGGAAAUCCCCAGUUUUUAUUAGCCUGCAGACUGACUUUUUUAUAUUUGGCCCUAUUUUACUAGUAUCGUAACAUUAGUCAGUGGCUGAACGGGUGGUUACAACCCCUCAAACCCAACCCCGCCCCCUCUCUAGAUCCGCCACUGAUAAUAUCAAUAUCGUGAGUAUAUACAAGUAUACGUAUGCUCUCGUUAUUGCUAAUCUUACUGCCAAUUAUCUUGUGAUUAUAAAUAAAUUAUUGUAAACAAGCA